AUGGUUCCUUCUGAUGAUUCCUCAAAUGAGGGCUCAGGUCAAAUACUGUCCCAAGCAGAAAGAGCAGCUCAAAAGCUGUCGUCUGAAGAGACCGAACGGAAAAUAAAAGAUAUUGUCCGACUUGCUUUAGCAUCUGAACUUCGCAAGGUUCCUUUAAAGCGUGAUGAAAUUACAAGAAAAGUUUUACAUGAGCACUCUAGAGCGUUUACAGUAGUAAUGAACAAAGCUCGAGAACGUCUACGUGAUAUAUUUGGAAUGGAUUUAGUAGAAUUGCCGGCUAAAGAAAAGAAAGCUGUCACAAGUUCUGGAACUACGCGUAGAGGUGGUGCAAAUAAGGACAAAUCUUCUUCCUCAAAAUCAUAUGCUUUACAAAACAUACUACCACAAAAAUUAAGGGACACAGAUUUGAUUCAAUGGGAUCGAAAUGGUGAACAAGAAACUAUGGGAUUACUCACUGUCAUUCUUAGUUUAAUUCAUGUAAAUGGACGCGUCUUAUCAGACGAUCAACUUAGACAUUACUUUCGAACUCUUUACCUUGAGAACAAUCCAAAGUUUGAAUUAGACAAACUUUUGCCGAAUUUCGUCAAACAGGGAUAUUUGGAUAAACAGAAAUCAGGCUUUGCUGACAGUUCUUCACAAGCGCCAGAAAGGGAACAUGUAGAAUAUCGAUGGGGACCAAGGGCAAAAAUUGAAAUGCCAGAAGAAAAUCUUUGUGGUUUUAUUAAAUCAGUUUAUGGAGAUGAUGUACCAUCAGAUAUAAUUAAACAGAUUGAAAGGGCGUCUGGAAUCAGUGAUGGCAAAUGA
Cetraspora pellucida is the source of this 804-nucleotide messenger RNA. The record is from the annotation of a GenBank genome assembly. NCBI's taxonomy places the organism in Eukaryota, Fungi, Glomeromycota, Glomeromycetes, Diversisporales, Gigasporaceae.